This is a messenger RNA of Parastagonospora nodorum SN15, 1452 nucleotides long. RefSeq lists its product as hypothetical. NCBI's taxonomy places the organism in Eukaryota, Fungi, Ascomycota, Dothideomycetes, Pleosporales, Phaeosphaeriaceae. Gene Ontology annotation, biological process: protein import into peroxisome matrix. Gene Ontology annotation, molecular function: ATP hydrolysis activity; ATP binding. The coding region runs from base 1 to 1452 and encodes 483 amino acids. The transcript has a single exon. The record is from RefSeq and is a predicted model, not a curated record. Gene Ontology annotation, cellular component: peroxisomal membrane; cytosol.
AUGACGGGGAACAGCUUCACCGUGCAGUCGCAUGAAGACCAGACGGGUCGCGAGUACUUCCACCACUCGUCUGCCCAGCGCGUCAACACCGAUGUCGUCCUCGUUGAAGCUCUGCGCAAGCAAUAUCCCCACCUCGAGCUUGUCGUGGUGCCCGUAGGCGUGACCAAUCUGCUCGCAUACGCCUCUGCUGGCUUCGCCAAAGCGACGCCGCUCGAAGAUGCCGUCCGCGAUCCUGUUUAUGGUGUUGGAUUAAAACACCGCAGCUACGUUCCACCAUUCCGACGCUUCGACAGCGGACCUGGUGUCUUUGUCGACAACGUCACCUUCGGCAAAUUCCUGUACAAAUGGAAGGACCAGGAGGCGAUAGUAUACAUUGCAGACGGACGAGAUGGAGUGUCAAGCUACCCAGCUCCUCGGAACCACUACAUCCUCACCACCAAUGAGCACAAGGUCGACGAGCUGCUCAAGCUCGCCUCCCUCUGGGGCUCGCAGCUGCACAAUGAGGUCUGGGUCUAUGACCAGGGCUACUGGCAAAAGAGCGCCGAGCUCUACAACGCUGUACAAAAGGCAGACUGGCAGAACGUCAUCCUGGACGAGGACAUGAAGAAGGCCCUCGUCGCUGACGUGGAGAACUUCUUCGACGGCCAGAAGACAUACACGGACCUCAAAGUCCCGUGGAAGCGCGGCGUCAUCUACUACGGCCCACCAGGCAAUGGCAAGACCAUCAGCAUCAAGGCCAUGAUGCACAGCCUCUAUCAGCGCGGUGUCGAAAAGGGCGACAACCGCCUCACCGUCCCCACUCUCUACGUCCGCACCCUGACCUCCUACGGCGGCCCCGAGUACUCGCUCCGUCAGAUCUUCAACAAAGCCCGCCAGGAAGCGCCAUGCUACCUCGUCUUCGAAGACCUCGACUCCAUUGUCAGCGACAACGUGCGCUCCUACUUCCUCAACGAAGUCGACGGUCUCACGUCAAACGAUGGCAUCAUGAUGGUCGGCUCAACGAACCAUCUCGACCGCUUGGACCCGGGCAUUUCCAAGCGCCCCAGCCGUUUCGAUCGGAAAUACUACUUCUCCGACCCAGACUUCGGCCAGCGUGUCCAAUACGCACAGUUCUGGCAGAACAAGCUCAAGGACAACAAGGACAUUGAGUUUCCGGACGACUUGUGCAGUAAGGUUGCAGAGAUCACCGACAAGUUCUCGUUCGCGUAUAUGCAGGAGGCCUUUGUGGCCAGUCUGCUGGCCAUCGCGGUCAGAGGUGGUAAGUCUGAGGAGGUAGACAAGUGGUCGGGCCCGCAAGACCCGUUGUCACAACUCCGCAUAUCGGUUGGUGGCGGUGAUGACCCGGAUCUUGAUCACCUGGAGCUUUGGGUUGAAAUUCAGAAGCAGGUGAAGAUCUUGAAGGAAGAAAUGGAUGAGAAGAGCAUUAAGAGCACUGCGAGGAGGUAUGAUUGA